Aspergillus steynii IBT 23096 is the source of this 2828-nucleotide messenger RNA. Its product is annotated as DNA replication licensing factor MCM7. Gene Ontology annotation, biological process: DNA replication initiation; double-strand break repair via break-induced replication; DNA replication. Bases 127 to 2565 code for a protein of 812 amino acids. The transcript is spliced from 4 exons. The record is from RefSeq and is a predicted model, not a curated record. Gene Ontology annotation, cellular component: nucleus; MCM complex. Gene Ontology annotation, molecular function: ATP hydrolysis activity; single-stranded DNA helicase activity; ATP binding. Lineage: Eukaryota; Fungi; Ascomycota; Eurotiomycetes; Eurotiales; Aspergillaceae.
UCCGAGAAAUCCACCAAGAGUGCAAAGCGAUCGCUUCCUGUGGCUCCGACCCAUGCGAUUUUAGUACGGUCGCCAUUUGCAACCCCCCGAACAGCCAAUUGCCUUGGUUAGACCCUUUGUCGCAUCAUGGCUUUGCUUCAGUACAACGCCCCUGUCGAUUAUGCGGCGCAAUUAGACGCCUUCAAGGACUUUCUGCAGCACUUCAAAACCUUCGAAUCGGCCUCCGCCUCCGCUGCGACCGAAGCUAUCGAGGACCUGCAUAUCGAUGGAGAUCGCACUAGCGACGAAUAUGACUUUAUGGACGAUGCGGAGGAGGGUGAAGGAAGAGAGGGGGCUGCCCGCAGACGCCGCCAACCAAAGCUCAAAUACAUGCAGAUGUUGCAGGAUGUAGCGGAUCGGGAGCGGUCGAAUAUCCUCAUUGAGCUCGAUGACCUGGCGACCUUCGAAAAAUCACUCCCCGAAGAUGUGGACUUGAAGCUCGUCGAGUCUGUGCAGAAGAAUACCAAGCGAUAUGUCGAUGUUCUUUCGUCAGCUGUGGACGCUGUUAUGCCCAAAGAAACCAAGGAGAUUACGUUCAAGGAUGAUGUUCUAGAUGUCAUCAUGUCGCAACGCGAAAAACGAAACGAGACUUCGAACAUGGCCAUGGAGGCUGACAUGGAUGCAGCCGAAGAAUCUCCGAUAUUUCCGCCGGAAUUGACCCGUCGAUACACCCUGAAUUUCAAGCCCCUCACACCUUCAGGAUCCAGCAGUGAGCGCGAGGGCAAGGCCCUUGCCGUCCGGAAUGUGCGGGCAGAGCAUCUUGGUAGCUUGAUCACCGUUCGCGGUAUCACCACUCGUGUCUCGGACGUUAAGCCCGCGGUCCAGAUCAAUGCCUAUACUUGUGACCGCUGCGGGUCCGAGGUUUUCCAGCCGAUCACUACAAAGCAGUUCAUGCCCAUGACGGAGUGUGUGUCGGAGGAGUGCAAGAAGAACAACUCCAAGGGACAGCUGUUCCUUUCCACGCGGGCUUCCAAAUUCGUUCCCUUCCAGGAGGUGAAGAUCCAGGAGAUGGCAGACCAGGUGCCUGUCGGUCACAUCCCUCGGACUAUGACCAUUCACUGCCAUGGGAGUCUGACUCGACAAGUUAACCCCGGUGAUGUUAUUGAUCUUGCAGGAAUCUUCCUGCCUACACCCUACACGGGUUUCAGAGCUAUCCGUGCCGGGUUACUGACGGACACCUAUAUAGAGGCUCAGCACGUCACGCAGCACAAGAAGUCCUACAACGAGAUGGCCAUGGACACUAAGACUCUUCGGAAGAUUGAGCAGUACCAGAAGUCUGGAAACAUGUAUGAGUACCUGGCUCGGUCAAUUGCUCCCGAGAUCUACGGUCACCUUGACGUGAAAAAGGCAUUGCUUCUACUCCUGAUUGGAGGUGUCUCGAAGGAGAUGGGUGAUGGCAUGCACAUUCGUGGUGACCUGAACAUUUGCCUGAUGGGUGAUCCUGGUGUUGCCAAAUCUCAGUUAAUGAAAUACAUCGCCAAGGUUGCCCCCCGAGGUGUGUACACGACCGGUCGAGGAAGUAGUGGUGUCGGUCUUACGGCUGCCGUCAUGAGAGAUCCGGUGACAGAUGAGAUGGUGCUGGAGGGUGGUGCGCUGGUCCUGGCCGACAAUGGUAUUUGCUGCAUUGAUGAAUUCGACAAAAUGGACGAUGCAGACCGGACGGCUAUCCACGAAGUGAUGGAACAGCAGACGAUUUCCAUCUCCAAGGCUGGAAUCACCACCACGCUAAACGCUCGCACGUCCAUCCUGGCGGCCGCUAACCCGCUCUAUGGACGAUACAACCCCCGGAUCUCUCCGGUGGAGAACAUCAACCUGCCCGCCGCAUUGCUUUCGCGUUUCGAUAUCAUGUUCCUUAUCCUUGACACGCCUUCGACCGAGGGCGACGAAGAACUGGCACACCACGUCACCUAUGUCCACAUGCACAACAAGCACCCCGAGACCGAGGACGCCGGCAUUAUGUUCACUCCUCACGAGGUCCGCCAGUACAUUGCCAAGGCACGCACCUACCGACCGGUUGUCCCCUCGAGCAUUUCGGAUUACAUGGUCGGAGCGUACGUGCGCAUGAGGAAGGACCAGAAGACCGACGAGGCCAACAAGAGGCAAUUCUCUCACGUUACUCCUCGUACUCUGCUUGGUGUCGUCCGUCUUUCGCAGGCCCUCGCGCGUCUUCGCUUCAGUGAUAUCGUCGUCACGGAGGACGUCGACGAGGCUCUGCGCCUUGUUGAGGUCGGUAAGUCAUCCCUGGCCAACGACGGCCACGGUGGCGGCGACCAGAGCCCUACCAGCAAGAUCUACAACUUGAUCCGCCACAUGCGUGAGAGCGGUGCCGCCGCCAUCGGAGAUGGCGAGGAGGGCGCGCUCAGCAUGCGCAGAAUUCGGGAGAGAGUGCUCGCGAAGGGCUUUACGGAGGAUCAGCUGAAGAUGGCUAUUGAUGACUAUGAAAGUGUUAAUGUCUGGCAUGUUCUUGGGGACGGUACACGUCUGGUAUUCGUUGAUGUUGAUGUUGACGGAGAAAUGGACAUGUGAUGGGAGUACAUCAUCUAAUCACUGUAUUUGACGAGUGUUUUCUUUUCUAAUGUUUACAUUGGCCAUGAUUGAUUGACUGGCUUAUGAAUUCUGUUCCCUUCAUGGUUUUCUUUUUGAUAUCGGGAGAGGUUGGUUUCAGUCGUCUGCGAGAUCUCAUUGCAAACGGGUCGAAUCUGGAACCGGUGUUUCUGGAGUAUGUAGCUGAUAGUCAUUUCGACGAGAGGAGAGGGUCAAAAUCUGAUAUAAUACAUACAUUCUCGGAC